Kluyveromyces lactis is the source of this 741-nucleotide messenger RNA. It is a transcript of the gene SEC62, whose product is annotated as Sec63 complex subunit SEC62. The transcript has a single exon. The record is from RefSeq and is a predicted model, not a curated record. Bases 1 to 741 code for a protein of 246 amino acids. Gene Ontology annotation, cellular component: endoplasmic reticulum; endoplasmic reticulum membrane. Gene Ontology annotation, biological process: post-translational protein targeting to membrane, translocation. Lineage: Eukaryota; Fungi; Ascomycota; Saccharomycetes; Saccharomycetales; Saccharomycetaceae.
AUGUCGGAACCAAGCCCACAAUCUACGAUAGCCAUUGCCAAUCUACUCAGGACUCAUAGCGACUUGAAGCAAAGACAAGGAUUGUUCCAAUCGCGUUUAGUUGACUUCUUCCGUUAUAAAAGAUUUGUUAGAGCUUUGAAAAGUGAUAAAUAUAAGGCAAAGUCCAAAAAACAACCCGAAUUGUACCCCGCUGUGACAAGCGAUGAAGAUGCUCGUAACAUUUUUGUUUCCUUAAUCAAGGCCCAAUUUGUCGUACCAGCGGUUAAAUUACAUUCUGCAGAAUGUAAAGAACAUGGUCUAAAGCCAAACAAAUCAUAUCCAAACUUAUUAUUAUCGAAUAAAGCGACUCUACAACCAGAUGAAUAUUACGUCUGGUCUUAUAAUCCAAAAUCAAUUUAUGAUUACUUGACUGUGAUCGGUAUCAUAGUCGGUGUGCUAGCAUUCGUGUGUUACCCAUUAUGGCCUCCAUAUAUGAAACGUGGUACUUACUACUUAUCCAUUGCAGCAUUGGCACUUAUCGGUGUAUUCUUUGGUAUUGCAAUUGUGAGAUUGAUAGUUUACUUGUUGUCAUUAGCUGCAGUUAGCGAGAAGGGUGGGUUCUGGCUCUUCCCAAACUUGUUCGAAGAUUGCGGUGUUAUAGAAAGUUUCAAACCGCUAUAUGGAUUUGGUGAAAAGGAAUGCUAUAGCUUCCUGAAGAAAGAAAAGAGAAAGCAUAGAUCAGUUGCAAAGAAGCAAAAAUAA